AUGGCCUCCUCUUAUGCCUCUUUGAAUUUCGACGGGCAAAUGAGAGUGGACGCGAAUCAUGCCAUGAACCCCCAAUACGCACCAAACAGCUUCGUGAACAAGUUCCUCCCGACACCGCUGAAGCUCCGUACCAACUUACCGACAAUACUGUCAGCCGCAGGUUCCACUUCUGGCAUGAAGGGAGCGAUACCGAGUAUGAACAGCCGCCUUUACCGGAUCGACGCAGGAUAUGCAGAGGGGGUUUACAAUAUGCUACCUGAGAAGAAGUUUGAUUUUGACGAUGUUGAGAAGCGUUCUCGCGGCGCAGAGAAGCUGGGUAAAAACACCCAUUUUUGUCCAAGUUCCAAAGCCCACAAGCUACUAGGGAGAUGUUCUGUCGCGGACGUGUAA
Penicillium maclennaniae is the source of this 390-nucleotide messenger RNA. RefSeq lists its product as uncharacterized. Bases 1 to 390 code for a protein of 129 amino acids. The record is from RefSeq and is a predicted model, not a curated record. NCBI's taxonomy places the organism in Eukaryota, Fungi, Ascomycota, Eurotiomycetes, Eurotiales, Aspergillaceae. The transcript has 2 exons. Gene Ontology annotation, molecular function: heme binding.